AUGUCGGGCGCUCAGGAGAUCGGCAGGAGCAAAAACUCCGAUGCCGUUGCGCCUACACCCCAGAACACCCCGCUCAGCAACGCUCCUCUCACCCGCGAGGCGCUUUCGCGACCUACCGUCGGUACCAUCGGUGAGGAGGACGAGAACGCCGUCGACGUCGCUGCUGCUCUGCAGGGCAACAGUGCUCUUGCCGCCAUGGUUCAGGAUAAGCUUUCGAGUCUUGUCGGUCGCUCCUCUGGCUACGUCGAGUCGCUCCCCACCCAUGUUCGUCGUCGUGUAGAGGGUCUCAAGGGUGUUCAGGUCGAGCACCACAAGAUCGAGGCCGACUUCCAAAAGGAAAUCCUCGAGCUCGAGAAGAAAUACGCUCAGCGAUACAAGCCUCUCUAUGAGCGACGAGCCGCCAUCAUCCAGGGUAAGCAGGAGCCCACCGCCGACGAGGUCAAGGCCGGUGAGGCCGUCGAUGCCGAUGAAGAAGACGACGAAGAGCCCGAGUCGCUCGCCGACGUCCAGGCGCCUGCUGACGGCGCUCACGGAAUUCCCGAGUUCUGGCUUACCGCACUCAAGAACCACAUUGCGCUCUCGGAACUCAUCACCGAGCGAGACGAGGAGGCUCUGCGUGCUCUUGUUGACGUCCGCAUGAGCUACCUCGUUGAUCAGGCCGGCUUCAAGCUGGAAUUCGAGUUUGACGCCUCCAAGAACGACUACUUCUCCAACCCCGUGCUGACCAAGACCUACUACUACCAGGACGAAGUCGGAUUCUCGGGCGAUCUGGUCUACGACCACGCCGAGGGCUGCAAGAUCGAGUGGAGGGAGGACAAGGACCUCACCCACAAAGUUGAGACCAAGAAACAGCGAAACAAGAACACCAACCAGACGCGCACCGUCAAGCGCUCGGUACCUGUCGAGUCGUUCUUCAACUUUUUCAACCCACCCAAGCCACCCAAGAACGGCGAGGUGGAGGACGAGGAUGCCGACCUGGACGAGCUGGACGAGCGUCUCGAGCUCGACUACCAGAUUGGUGAGGAUCUCAAGGACAGGAUCAUUCCUCAUGCCGUCGACUUUUUCACGGGCAAGGCGCUGCAGUAUGAAGACCUUGACGAGCUUGACGAUGCCGACUUUGACGAUGACGACGACGAGGCCGAGGACGAAGACGACGACCAGCCGCGCCGAUCGCAGCUCGGCGCCUCCGUCGGUUCUCAGAUGGCCGGUUCGCAAGACCCGCAGGAGUGCAAGCAGCAGUAA
Mycosarcoma maydis (corn smut) is the source of this 1242-nucleotide messenger RNA. Its product is annotated as putative nucleosome assembly protein I. NCBI's taxonomy places the organism in Eukaryota, Fungi, Basidiomycota, Ustilaginomycetes, Ustilaginales. Gene Ontology annotation, biological process: nucleosome assembly. Gene Ontology annotation, molecular function: histone binding; chromatin binding. The coding region runs from base 1 to 1242 and encodes 413 amino acids. The record is from RefSeq and is a predicted model, not a curated record. Gene Ontology annotation, cellular component: chromatin; nucleus. The transcript has a single exon.